Phycomyces blakesleeanus NRRL 1555(-) is the source of this 264-nucleotide messenger RNA. RefSeq lists its product as hypothetical. The record is from RefSeq and is a predicted model, not a curated record. The coding region runs from base 1 to 264 and encodes 87 amino acids. NCBI's taxonomy places the organism in Eukaryota, Fungi, Mucoromycota, Mucoromycetes, Mucorales, Phycomycetaceae. The transcript is spliced from 2 exons.
AUGUUUAAUUUUAAGGAACAGAAUCAUAUUGGGGGGUUUGAGUAUAAGGGUAUCAGGAGCAAGAUUUCUCAAGAAACCUGGGGGACCACUCUUGUCCCUCGAGACACGUCACUCUGUCGACUCACCGUCGACGUCAACGCCCACGAGUCUGGUACCACCCGUCACGGCUCACCGCCAGACCAAACCACCAAAGAAAUCCACCAUCUGCCAAUCGGAAUUGUCGGACAUUAUUUUGAUGAAUCCGUAAAAUCUGAAGAUAGUUAA